Penicillium arizonense is the source of this 1128-nucleotide messenger RNA. RefSeq lists its product as uncharacterized. The transcript has a single exon. Lineage: Eukaryota; Fungi; Ascomycota; Eurotiomycetes; Eurotiales; Aspergillaceae. The coding region runs from base 1 to 1128 and encodes 375 amino acids. The record is from RefSeq and is a predicted model, not a curated record.
AUGCCACCAGAUCCAGCGAUUCUCGCUUCAGUGAGUGGAUGCGCAAAGACUGAAGUACCUCGACUGGCCAACCGAGUUUCCAAUAAGCAGGUCGACAGUCAAGAAGACAAAAAGGAGAUACCCUCCCUGGCCACAAUACGCAUCAACACGUCAACAACUGACGCGGAAUCGAACAACACCAUCCAAGUCUCACGCGUAACGACCUCGCUUGCAACGGAGAAAGAAGACCUCGUCGGAGCAUUGAAACUCAUCGCAGAAUCCAUCGCCCAACAACGCCAAGUUGCCGCCCGGUCGAUUAUACAUCACUGGCUCAGCUGGGUUGUGAUGGGGAUAGUCUUCGCCGGCAUCUUCUUCGUUAUGUACAACGAUCCCUCCGAUUGCGGCCGUAUAAUCUUGACCUGCACCGGGGCUCUGAUGGUCGGGCUCCUUCUUACAAGAAAUUCUGUGGCCGGGUAUCUCGAUCUAGCCGAAAACACUGGAACAUGGAAGUGGCUGUACGGUCCAGAUGAAAGUGAGAAUAUUCGGAGUGCAGAAAAGUGGAGAAAUUAUCGCCCGCCGAAGAAACACCAGCUUGCCAUUGAGAAUGCUUACGAUAUUGUUGUGAUCGUUCGAUACCAAAGCGCUGUCAUUGCUACCCUCGUUCUCAGAGUCGUGCGCUGUGACCAACCAAAUUCCAAGUCGGAUAUUCAGAGCACCGCAUCGCAACGACCGAUAGGACAGAACCAUGCUGCUUUCAUCCGCGCAUUGACCGUCGCAUAUCGGUACAGAUACCUUGGACUUGGAGGUGCUCUUCUUCGUGUUGCUGUUAUGAUGCGUGAAAAAAACAACUGGAAAUCGAUCGAAUUCGCUGAUCGACACGCAAUGUCGCCGCAGGUGCUCCCUAAGCACUUCAUCUUCUCUUCUAGCGGGCUAGCCAGGGCGUGGGUGGAUCGUCUUCGGGAUAUGGUUUUAGAGUACCAACAAGGCUCCGCCGAAUUUCCUUGGCUCCUGGAUGAGGACCAUAAGGCCCGCGAUGGAAGGUUGCCCCCGUACCUACAGCUCGACGUUCAAUUUGAGAAAUUGAAAGCGGCCCAGAUUUCGGGGGAGCUGUUGUCGUCGUAUUCCAACUAUCCUAGUGAGCACUGGUGA